GGUUUUCUGCAUGCGGGUGCCGCGGGGGUGCGCUGGCGGCGGCACGCGGCUCGGUGUCGGCGCUGCUGCGCGCGCGCGCCUUCGCUCUCGUCUCGCCGCGCGCCAUAUCCGCGUACCGUGCGAGGCCCAGCACUGAGAGCGGCAGGAUAGGCGCCCAAUAUGAGCGCGCGGCGGCUCGUCCGGGUACGCCUCUGCGGCUGGCAGGGGUAUUUGCCGACGGCAGCAAAGCGAAGGCUCCUAAAUAUGCGCAGCUCAUCGACCCUCAGGGCAAUGAGCUGUUUGUCCCGAUAAACACAAAAGGCGAAAUGUACGAAGUCUGUCCCGAAGAACUGUCACCGGCGGAAUGGGAGGUGGGAGAGGCGCCACCCACCGCACCCCCUGACGCAGCGGCACGCGCGCAUCGAUUACCACACCUGCUGAGCUUGUGGCGCCUUCCCACCAGGGUUCGACUGUUGGCCGGCACCGUUCCUAUUGAAAUGGCGCAUGAUGUUGGAGAUGACCUUCUGCUGCGGGCGGCCAUGACAGAGCCAGUGUUAGUGAUGUGUACUCUGCCGGAAUACGGGGUCAUGUCCACCAGCCCCACUAAACAAGUGGAUCCUCGUUGCCACGCCAAGGAGGCACUCCAGCUCCUCUCACUCAACAGUUCCAUUAAAAUCCGCCGCACGCAACUAGGCUUUGAGUCCGAGAAAAGGAUGUUCCUCUCCGCCCGCCUCCAGAAAGCACUAACCUUCUGUCAACUCAAUGUUGACAACUGGAUCAGGCAGAUCUCUUACGCUCACACCACGGCCGUCGGCAAAGCGAAAACAGCCGAAGACCUCAUCAAGGAAGAUCACGAACCAGUCAAGUUCGAGAAAGAACGCAAAUUCACAUUACAGGGAUUAAAAAUCGAUACAUCAAGGCUUUUCGGCAAAAGCGAGAAGGUCCUAAAAGACAUACCGGAUGAAACUGAAGGAUCGAUAAUUUUUUUAAGCAAAAACGAACUCGAGCACAUGAACUAUGAUGUUUAUAGCGAUGAUGAAGGUAAAGAAGAUAAAAGCGAAGGCAAAGUUGAACAAGAAACAUUUUCGAAUGAAAAAAUGCAUGUUUUUAGAGAAGACUCCGGGCAGAAAAAGACCAAAUGGUUCAAGAAUUUGAAGUUAAUGAAGAGCACGGAAAAGCUGACCGACGAUAAAAUAACUGCGAUAGAAAAUAGUGGUAAAUACAGAGAUAGAAAAGAUCCAUUCGAUCCAUUAGGAGAAAAACACAGUUCUAUUGAAAGGUACCAAGAUAUGGCUAAACUUAUUGAAGAUAGGUUUGGUGGUUUGAGAAAGAACGAGAAUGGCACGGCAGAGAAAAGUCACUCUUACAAGUCUCUUACUACAUCUUCUUCUGAUAUGGGAAAUAGUCAUUGUAGUUCUAACCCUAAAAAACCAGUAUUGACGAAAUCCGUCUCUGUUCAAACUGGAAUGCCUGACAGUCCAUACACGGAAGACAGUGGCAUUAACAUGAAGCACGAAAGAAAGAAUCUCAGUGUUGAUCAGAUUAAUUAUUGCGGUUCAAUGGAAAGCGAUACAAGUUCCGGAAGAAAACUCAAAUCUCUUGAUGAGAACAUGUUGAAGAAAUCCGCAGCGACAAAAUCAUCCUCCAACCUUGAAAGACGACAAAGGAUACAGCCAGAUCUAAUACCAGAAAAGGCCAUGGUGAACUCGGAAUCCUAUAAUCAAAUACAGAGCUGUGAAGAGAUAAAUAUGUUUGGAGUGGGCUCUUUAUACAACGACAAUGAUUUUGAAAUUAAUUACAAACAGCAUUCAUUCAUAACAGAGAAGUUAUGUUCCGAGUUUCAUGUCAAAACGAAAAGAGUACUCAGUAAGUCUACUUCUAACCUCCUUCAUCCUAAAAAACUGGAAAAAGGGAAAGAGGGCAAUAGCAACAGCAUGCCAACAAAAACCGAAAGGUCCAGUGAUGGAGACAAAUUUAACUUUAGGAAGAAAAUUGAUAAACCAAGAGCACCCACACCUAAAUCUGAACUUGAAGAUGAAUUGACAGCCGUUGAUAUAUCUGAAGAAGAACCUCAUACUCAAGUAAAAUUAAGAAGAUCUAUUUCAUCAAUACAGAAGCGAAAACUGCCUGUUAUAGAAGAUUUACCUUAUGGACAAGUAGCUGAUGCUGUAGAAGUUGAGGAAGAAAAGAUAGACUCGGACGCCAGCUCGGACAACAUCUAUGCUGAAAUAUGCACUUCUGGAAACAAGACCAGUGACGAAGAAACUUACGACAGCAGUGUAGAUGUCUUAGCUAACGACCCGGUAAUAUGCAACGUGAAAAAAGAAGUAAUAAUCCGAAACGAUGAGAGAGCCCGGCAGAUGAUUGAAAAUCAAGAGAAUCCUUUCAGACAUAUUGAAGUUGUCGUCAUAGAAAAGACGACAGACUUCGAUUUGGACAAUUCAAGUAUAACAUCUAGUGAAUUAGAUGAUUUUGGAAGUAAAAACGAUGUUUCCAUAGCCAUAGAUUCUUGGGAACGCGAUAAAGGUGUUGAUCACUGUGAACAGAAAAACCAUGCUAUAAGAUUAGAGAUAACGAGUAAUAUGGACGACUAUCCUGUGGAGAAUAACAGUCAAAGUUUAGAACGGACUCCUGUCCAAUUAAGUAAAGAUAGUGAUUUAAGUUUUAGUAACAGUAUCCAUCUAAAUGGUACAUAUCCCAACGAAGCCAUUUACGAUACGUUGAAAUAGGUUAGUAUUGGGUAAUCUAACAAUUCUUCUUACUUACAGAGAAUACGGUCAGAUACUUAAAAGUGGUAUCGACAAAUGCUCUGAUAAGCAAUUGAAUAUUCCUAUCAAUCUUUACACACUUGUUGGUCGACGAAUAUUUACGACUUUGAAAUGUGAAUAAACAUAUCUGGUAUAAUUAGAUGCUGAUUGAGACUAAUUUAGAAAAUAGUUGAACAUCCUUGAAUUUGUAAAAAGUGGUCAACAUAAAUAUCUCUCUAUUUUAUACAGAUAUGUAUUUAUUGUAAAUGAAAAGGGUAUAAGAUAAUAUAGGGCGCUGCAAAAAGUGUAGUAGAACUACACGGAAGAACAAACUCACGAGGUUAUUUUGUAAAAAAAAAAUUGUAAUCAAUUUUGAGUGACAUUUGCAAAUUUUUUUUAUAAGUAUUUUUUUAAAGAUCCUUGUAAUGCUAGUUCCUGGUGCCUUUUUAUAGUAGUCUGCAGAUAUACUAGUUGCUGUAAAGAGCCUUCUCUCAUGUUCAAUUAAGAUUUUCUAUGUACUUAUACAGUGUAAUCGCAUAAAGUGUUUCAUAGUCGUAUUUUUGUUUAUAUUACCACUAAGAUCUACCGUCAAUGACAAUAAUCUACAUGGUGUAUGUUUUUGAAUAAAUCGUCGAUCUCUCUCACUCAAUUUUAAAGCUAAAUAAUCAGUAAAUAUCCAUUUUGCCAGUGGUCCUACUAGUAGAACCAAUCGGUAGGUCUACAGGGAAAAGGUAGUUACUCAUAUGUGAUUUUAAAGACAGCUUAAACUAGAAAUAAGAACGGGCAUAUAGUUGCGGUUUUUUUUGUAACAACUAAUUACUUACAAUGUUAGAUGUUUUUUAUUGUGUUAAUAAAAUUGACACAAAUGUACCACGAAUACCGCACAUUUUUUUUAGUUGUUAUGGCACCUAAGAUAAUUAUGUAAAAUUAUUUUUAGAAAUUGUGGUCGAUUGGAUGUCGAAUGACUUUAAAUUUUAUAGUAGGUACCUUAGUACAGUCAAGGGUGCGUCAUGCUUGACACUUUGUACUUUGAAUUGUCCAUAUCGUACGUAUUAACGAAGUAUAUUAGGGCUGGUAGUAAUUUUAUGAUCUUCUUUUUAAUAGGUAUCUGAUUUAUUAAAUAAAAUUUACUUUCAUUUAAAUCUUAAGUGUCAAGCUCCAAGUUCUCUUGACUGUUCAUGAUUUUACUAUUAUUAUUUUUCAAUAUGAACCACAUUAUAUCGUUUAAUUACACAAUUAUAUGAAAAAUGCAAAAUAGUUACUAAAAAUCAAAAUAUACAUGGUCAACAGCAGUUAACCGUGACACUUAAGACUUAAAUGCGAUUCUAUGCCGCUUGUAAUAAGAACAGUCCAAUGUCAAAAGUGUCAAGGUUGAUGUGCUAUUGACUUUAUGUAUUCCUCAAAAAUAUAUGUAUAAAAAAAUUGUGAAUUCAAAAAAAGCAUUGGAUAAGAUGACAUUUAAAUUAGACGAUUGUAGAAGCGCUGCAGUAGCGCGACAGGCGCACAUCUGUAGCGCUUCAGUAAUUUUUACUUCACCAACUGUGAGUGAAAAAGUGCGUGUGUCACGGCUGUGGUGCUGCAACUGCGCUUCUAAAUAUUGUAUGAUGGUGGCACCUGACAUGGCUAUUUGUAUUUGUGUAUUUGAUAUCUUUGGCAAAUAACCACCAUGUGUAGAUAGCAUGUGUGACAAAGUAUUUGCCUUGUUUGCCUAUUCGACAAAUACAGCAAACGCCAAACCGCGCGCUGGUCGGUUUCUCGAUAUACAUCAAAGGAGUCAAAUAGGCAAAUAAGCUAGUAAACCGUCCACACUAUAGUCAUAUUCAUUAUUUUAACUCCUUAUUUGGCUCCAUGUGUGGACGGUCAUAUUGGUCAGUAUCAACAUAUUUGUCCAUACGUCAAAUCUAGGGUCAGCGGAAGCACAUAAUAAGUAAAAAAAUAACAUCAUUAAUUUGAAUUAAUACAUCUACGACUAAUGAGUCAAAUUAAAUUGUUACUUCAUUAAUUUGUAACUUAAAUUCUAGUGGCGUCUUUUUCAAAUUUUUCAUUCUCUUCACAUCUUCCAAGAUUAAAAACAAUACAAAAAAUCGUUAUAUAUUAAAAAAUGAAGCACUUUUUUGAUCACGUGCUUUAAGUCCACCGCUCCUAGAUUUUUCCAAGUACAUCAAACACCCAAUAGCCAAUACAAGUAACCAUGAAGUGCCGCCAUGAAAAAUAAUAGUGGCGCGGCUGCAGUGCUACAGUGGCGCCACUGCAGUGCUUCUAUAAGGGUCUAAUUUGAAUGCACCCUAAUAGUUUCAUUUCAAACUUUAAUAUCAUCGUUUUAUUUCAUUUUAUUGAAAAUAAUGAUUUUAUUACCAUAAUAUUCGUAUAUUUUUUAUACAAAGAUCAGCAACAAGCACUUAGAGAAAGUCGCAAGAGCGAAGAAAUAUUUCUAGUGUCGGCGGACUAAAAAUGUGCACAUCACAAAAGUGCUCCAUUUUGUGAAAUAUAAUUAAAUAAUUUUGUGUUAUUUAUGAUAUUGGAAUAUGUGAAGAGAAUGAUAAAUUCGAAAAAUACGCCAAUAGAAUUUUAGCUACAAAUGAAUUAGAUUCAUAUGCUUUAGUCGGUAGAUGUAAUAAUUUAAAUGAAUGAUAUUGGCGCUUUAGUCCGCAGACCCUAGAUUUAUUUGUCUGUGUAUCUUUGUAUCAACAAUAAUCCUAUUAUAUAUAUAUUUAAAACAAC
Hyposmocoma kahamanoa is the source of this 5447-nucleotide messenger RNA. RefSeq lists its product as uncharacterized. The coding region runs from base 306 to 2708 and encodes 800 amino acids. Lineage: Eukaryota; Metazoa; Arthropoda; Insecta; Lepidoptera; Cosmopterigidae. The record is from RefSeq and is a predicted model, not a curated record. The transcript is spliced from 4 exons.